AUGACGUCCCAGACGCAGACUCGCAGCCAUGCGGGCCAUCACCACCACCACGACAACUCGUUCCUGCUGUCGACCAACAAGAGCGAUGCCGGCGUCCGCAUCACCAGAAUUGGCCUCUAUGUCAAUCUGGGCAUGGCCGUGAGCAAGGGCUUUGGCGGCUACGUGUUCAACAGCCAGGGUGAUCUGACCGACCUGGUCAGCGACGUGCUCACCCUCGCAACCGUGGGCUGGUCGCUCAAGCCGCCGUCGAAGCGCUUCCCGAGUGGCUACGGAAAGAUUGAGAGUCUGGGUGCGCUGGGCGUCAGUGGCAUCUUGCUUGCGGGAGGCUUCUUGAUGGGCUGGUCAGCUCUGAUUGCGCUCUGCCAGCAGUUCUUCCCCGAGGCCGCCGAGAUCGCUGCCCAUUGGGGACUUCUGCCGCAUAGUCACGGACACCACCACGGUGCAGACGACCUGGGCCCGAACAUCAACGCUGCCUGGCUAGCUGCGGGCUCUAUCGUGAUCAAGGAGUGGCUGUAUCGAGCCACGCUCAAGGUCGCCAAUGAACGCAAAUCCGCCGUUCUCGCAUCCAACGCCUAUCACCACCGCGUAGACUCGCUCACCGCUUUCGUCGCACUUCUCCUGAUCGUCGGAUCGAACUUGGUGAACAACGCGAAGUGGUUGGAUCCAGUUGGAGGACUCGUCAUCUCGCUCAUGGUCGUCCAAGCCGGCUGGGGUAACACCAAGCAAGCACUGCUCGAAUUGGCCGAUGUGGGUGUGGAGACGGAGAUGAAGGACAACGUACGACGAGCAGCCACUGCAGCCAUCGAGAGCAUCACCACAGUCUCCGAGCCCAUUAACAUUCGUGCUAUCCAGGGUGUCAAGGCCGGUCAAAACUACCUAAUGGACGUCGAGCUUGGCGUCCCCGGCACCUGGACAAUUACACAGAGUCGGGAAGUUGAAGACCUGGUCCGGGAACGCAUUGGCGCAAAAGUACGAGGAGUCAAGAAGGUUCGCGUGCGAUUUGUCAACAACACGGCGGAGGACCCAGAUUUUCUCGAUGAAUUUAUCCCAGGCGACGUUUCUGCGACAUCAAACCCGGAGGCACACGAGCACGACCAUGGCCACGACCACGAACAUAAACACAGCGAGGUUGCUAAUGGUAGCGUAGCAAAGCGGAAGUAA
Parastagonospora nodorum SN15 is the source of this 1161-nucleotide messenger RNA. RefSeq lists its product as hypothetical. Gene Ontology annotation, molecular function: monoatomic cation transmembrane transporter activity. Gene Ontology annotation, cellular component: membrane. The record is from RefSeq and is a predicted model, not a curated record. The coding region runs from base 1 to 1161 and encodes 386 amino acids. Lineage: Eukaryota; Fungi; Ascomycota; Dothideomycetes; Pleosporales; Phaeosphaeriaceae. Gene Ontology annotation, biological process: transmembrane transport; monoatomic cation transport. The transcript is spliced from 3 exons.